Cannabis sativa is the source of this 2362-nucleotide messenger RNA. RefSeq lists its product as uncharacterized. NCBI's taxonomy places the organism in Eukaryota, Viridiplantae, Streptophyta, Magnoliopsida, Rosales, Cannabaceae. The coding region runs from base 361 to 1998 and encodes 545 amino acids. Gene Ontology annotation, molecular function: protein kinase activity; ATP binding. The record is from RefSeq and is a predicted model, not a curated record. Gene Ontology annotation, biological process: spliceosomal complex assembly; regulation of mRNA processing; protein phosphorylation. The transcript has 4 exons.
UUUGAAGUGUUAUACAUCUCUUAUCUAUAUUUUAAAACAUAUUGGCGCGUGCAAUACACCUCGUUAGUUGAAAGAAAGAGGGAGAGUCUUGCAAGUCCAACUCACUCGACUACAUAAAAUUAAUUUCUUUAAUUUCCCGGCAAACCCCAAAAACCCUAAUUCCCUUCUUCUUCUUCUUCAUUCUUCAUUCUUCUUCUUCUUCCCCAACUACCAACCAAACCUCCCUCACUCCCAUCCCCAUUAAAGCUUCCAAAUUUCUCACUCUAAUUACUUCAGAUUCACCGUUUCUCCAAUACCCAUCAAAUAUUUUGUUCAAAGUUUCCAUUUUUAAAUUAAAGUUUGAUUCUUUUGCUCCCAUCAAUGGCGGAGGAUCGGAAUGAGCUGAGUGACUACACUUCGGAGGACGAGGGAACUGAAGAUUACAGGCAAGGAGGGUACCACUCAGUCCGAGUUGGGGAUUCAUUCAAAAAUGGCUGCUAUGUGGUGCAGAGCAAGCUUGGGUGGGGACAUUUCUCCACCGUUUGGCUCGCUUGGGACACUCAGAAAUUGCGGUAUGUAGCGUUGAAAAUCCAAAAGAGUGCCCGUCAUUACACCGAAGCUGCAAUGGAUGAGAUAAAGAUUCUCAAGCAAAUUGCAGAGGGAGAUCCGGAUGAUAAAAAGGAGGUUGUAAAGCUUUUGGAUCACUUCAAGCAUUCGGGUCCAAAUGGGCAACAUGUGUGUAUGGUUUUCGAGUACUUGGGAGAUAAUCUUUUGACCGUUAUUAAGUAUAGUGAUUACCGAGGGAUUCCACUCCAUAUGGUUAAGAAAAUAUGUUUUCACAUUUUGACCGGUUUAGAUUAUUUGCAUCAACAACUUUCGAUCAUACACACUGAUCUGAAACCUGAAAAUGUCUUGCUUUUGUCCAUGAUUGAUCCAUCAAAAGACCCGAAAAGAUCUGGUGCACCACUUAUCCUUCCAACUGCCAAGAACAAAGUUGCUUCUGAAUCGGGAGCCUCCAAAGAAGUAAAAACAACUUAUAAUGGUGAUCUUACGAAAAACCAGAAAAAGAAGAUUCGGAAAAAGGCUAAGAAGGCAGCUCAAGAUUGUGGAGGAAAGGAAACUUCUGAAGAUGAGAUAGAUUCCAAGACUAAUAAUGGCUUUGAGAAUCCUGUUAAGAGUGUUGUAAAAUCAAGGCGAGAUUGUGUUGACGAAAAAGAAAAGAGAUCCGAAGCUAAAGAUAAACUGACAAAUGGUGAAGAGACAAAGGACAAUGAUGAGGAAGAUAAUAAAGGUGCUAGAAGAGGGAACCGAACGACAAGGCAGAAGCUCCUUGCUGAUGUCGAUCUCAAAUGCAAACUGGUGGAUUUCGGAAAUGCUUGUUGGACAUAUAAACAAUUUACAAAUGAUAUACAGACAAGACAGUAUAGAUGUCCUGAGGUUAUUCUUGGUUCUAAGUACUCAACUUCUGCGGAUUUGUGGUCGUUUGCUUGCAUUUGCUUUGAGCUCGCAACCGGUGAUGUUCUAUUUGAUCCUCACAGUGGUGAUAAUUAUGAUAGAGAUGAGGACCAUUUGGCUUUAAUGAUGGAGCUUCUCGGGAUGAUGCCACGCAAGAUUGCAUUGGGUGGUCGCUACUCGAGGGAAUUCUUUAACAGAUAUGGGGAUCUGAGACACAUUCGUCGGUUGCGUUUCUGGCCUAUUAGUAAGGUGCUAGUAGAAAAGUACGAGUUUAGCGAACAAGAAGCCAAUGACAUGGCUGAUUUCCUCAUUCCUUUACUUGAUUUUGUACCUGAAAAGAGACCAACAGCAGCACAAUGCCUCAGCCAUCCAUGGUUUAAUGCUGUUCCACGGGGUCUUGAGCCUUCGGUUGUUGCUGCUGUUGAAGUCCCACCUCAGGAUUCAGAUAAGAACUUUUCUGAGAAGAAGGAGACGGAUGAUAGAGAAGCAAUGGAGGCUGGAGUGAGCAAUAUCGUCAUUCAAGGAACUUCUAAGCUCAUCACAGAUCCAAAAUUCACGGAAUAGAUUUGCCAUGCAUAUAUAGCUUUGCCGAAAUGUGGCUUGCUUAGUUUUUCGCUUUCCACAGGAUAUUCGCAGUAUACUAUGGCGACUCGGGGAUGUCUUCAUUUUUGCGGAGCAGCUUACCUCGGCCGGUUGUUGUUUCACUCAAGUUUCGGAAGGAAGAAUAUCUUUCUCAAGAAGGCGUGUUCUUAAUUUUCGAAUCUUUCUUCUUUCUUUCUAUUUGACAAUCUAAUUGGAUAAUGUAAUUUGUAAAAUUCACAAUUCUUUGGUUGCUGGUUCUUUGUAUCUCUUUCACUAAAUGUAAGACAAGGCUUUUUUAUUUUUUAAUAUUUUUGAAAUGUUGAGAUGUGGUAAGAAAACUUGUACA